AUGCAACCGGUAAAUGCUAGGCCUAGAGUAACAAGUAAUCAACCAACAAAACGGAUUAUUGUAGUAAAGAAUAGUGAAAAAGACAAAAAACCUUGUCCUCAGGACAUUUCAUAUGUAUCGAAUAAUGAGUAUACUCGACCUGUUGCUAUUACACCACCAAUUUCAUAUACAGAACAAACUACUCUCUCUCAGGUACGGCCAGUUGUUUAUCUUCAGGAAACGCAAACUGUUCCAUAUAGGCCUACAUUCUUGUCACCGGAUCGUGUUUUCACUACAUCAUCAUCAGUUCCUGUUAGUUCUGCUAAUCUAGAUACAUCUUCGAUUCCUCUUAAUACUGCACAAUAUUAUUUUGUUUCAGAAAGAUUUCAGUCUCCACAACCACCAGUUCCUGUUAGUUCUGCUAAUCAAUUUAAAACUAUUGUAGGUAGUCUUAUAGAUACACAACGAAUGAGUUAUACAGAACAUGGAAGUAGAAGUACCUACUAUGUGAGAAUAUUACGAGUGACCUAUACAAAAUGUUCUGAGAUAAAUGCACUUCCACCUCCUCUUCAUUUAAAUUGCAAAACUAUUAUUCCUUAUCAAGUAGCUCAUGCUGCAUUUUCUGAAGAAUAUGAAGAUAUGAGAACGGUAAAAGAAAGAUUGACGAGAUGGGUCGUAUUAACAGGGGCUCGUGUAUUGAGUGCAGAAACUGCCGCAAUGAGAUUAAGAACAGGCAAAGAAGCCAGGCAUGGAAUUGAAACCACUUAUACAUAUAAUCGUUCAGAGAUCAAUGAACAUUGGAUUUAUGUUUUUAGAUUAUAUUUGGAUGGUUACUAUGCAGAUCCACCAGCACAUUUGAUGCCACAGCCACCAACACCAGUUUACGAUGAUUGUUGUGUUAUUUUGUAAAUUAGCUACUUUAAAGUAAGUUAGGAAAAAUUAAUUUUGUACAAAAGACCUGAGUAUAUGUAAUAUUUAUAUUAAGUUGAAGUUGUUCUGAAAGCUCUGUUUCAAUAGAUUAAGAAAGUACAGUAGAGCAUCAAUUAUCCGAAUCAGUUGGGGACUGGGGUUGUUCGGAAAAUUGAUUUUCCGAUAACCGAUUAUGUAGGAAAAAAAUAUA
Molecule: messenger RNA, 1099 nt
Organism: Centruroides sculpturatus (bark scorpion)
Lineage: Eukaryota; Metazoa; Arthropoda; Arachnida; Scorpiones; Buthidae
Exons: 3
Coding region: 1-888 (295 amino acids)
Source: RefSeq, a predicted model, not a curated record